Molecule: messenger RNA, 364 nt
Organism: Cinclus cinclus
Lineage: Eukaryota; Metazoa; Chordata; Aves; Passeriformes; Cinclidae
Product: interleukin-8-like
Exons: 4
Coding region: 1-291 (96 amino acids)
Biological process (GO): cellular response to lipopolysaccharide; inflammatory response; neutrophil chemotaxis
Cellular component (GO): extracellular region
Molecular function (GO): CXCR chemokine receptor binding; chemokine activity
Source: RefSeq, a predicted model, not a curated record
AUGGGAGCCCCUCUGCUCCCAUGGCUGCUGCUGCUGCUGCUGCUGUGCCACUCUGCCCAUGCAGCCAUCCUGGAGGUGAAUGGGAACCUGAGCUGUAGGUGUGCCAAGACAACCUCGGAAUACAUCAGUCCCAAGAAAUAUGAGAGCAUUGAGAUAAGGCCUGUGGGCAGCACCUGCAGGCGCACGGAGAUCAUAAUUAAAUUAAGAAGCUCAGGGAAGGUGUGUGUGAGUCCCGAAGCCCCUUGGGUAAAGAAGCUGCUGAAGCGCAUCGCCAGCACGAAGAAAAAAUAAGUUUCCUGCUAAGGAAGUUGGUGCCCAGAGCCCUGAGGCAGGCUGGCGGAUGAUGCCCGGGUGUGCAGACCUG